CGAACGCACGUAAGAACAAACGAGCAGAAGGUUUUUGUGCUGGAAUUUAAUUUGUUAGAGGAAGAAAAAACAAUAAUAAAGUUUUGCUUUCAUUCCAAACAAAAUUUUGUGGAUAAAAAACUGACAACCGGCCGUGCAUUAGCCGUUUAAAUUAACAGUGCCAAAAUAAAUCUAUUUAAUAUAGCCACUGUGUGUGUGCUGCGCUGGGCGUGCAAGGCGCAGCAGAAACUAUUUUUUGUGGUUGGUUGCGUAAAAGUGAUUUGUGCACAUAAUGGAAGACCUCACCAAGAACAUAAUAUUCACAAACGCCAUCAACGGCCAACCGACAACGAUUCAAUACCAAACAGCAGACGGCACCAUUCUCAAACAACCCAAAAUCGAGGGCCAGAAGGCCGAUCAACAGCCCACCUUUUACUACACAACAAAUGGCAAUGGCGGCACGGUAAAUCUGGCACAAUUGGCCACCACAGACGACAAUAAGACUUGCUACAUUACACAGCCAGUUGGUGGCUACAAUUAUGCUCUGGUCAACGGAAUGCCCCUCAAUCAGGGCACCGUGGGCAUCGCCACUGUAGAUGCACAAGGACGCAUACAGAUUGUCAAUCAAAAUAAGCCAAUUGCAGCGACAAUUUCACCACUGCAAAAUACAAUAUCAAACAUCAGCUUCAAGUGUGAUGUCUGCUCGGAGAUGUUUCAGCAUUUGGCACUGCUCAACGCUCACAAGCGGAUGCACACCGAUGGCUCCGAUCCGCAGCAGCAUAACUCACAGCAAUCGAAUGAUGCCAUCACGGUGGUCAACGCACAGGGUCUGGUGCAGACACAAAAUAUAAUCACCGGCAAUGGACAGAUGGGACAAAUACAAAUCGUUGCUUCCGAUUCACUGGAGCCAGUGCAACAGUCCGUGAUGCAGCAGCAACAGCAGCAGCAGCAGCAACAACAGCAGGCAUCACAACAGCAACAGCAGCACGACAAUUCCAAGUCGAGCAAGUGCAUCAAUUGCGGCACUGCCAUGAUGCAACAGUCGAAGCGCAAGGGUCCCAAGCAGGUGCGCUGCGAGUCCUGCAUGCAAGCGGAGCAGGCGGCGCAACAACAAAUAUUUGUGGCACCCGAUGGUCAAAUGGCGCAUCCUGUACAAAUCAUAUCAACUACACCCCAGGCGCAAGCUCAGCUUCAGCAGAUUGUUGCCCAGCAAACUGGCAGCACAACUCCCAAGCGAGAACCGAGCUCAUCCGGUCAUCAUCCGGUGAAGAAGCGCAACUCCCAACAGAUGACCAAAUGUCAAAAGUGCAAUGGUUCCGGCGUCGUUCUAAUGGGUCAACACACACAUACACAUACCGGCGCCAGUGGUUCCGUCAAACAAAAUUCUGUCACCGUGAAGACCGAAAAUCCCAGUAAACCCUUCAGCUGCAACAUAUGCGGCGGCCUCUUCUCACGCUACUCCAGCCUGUGGUCACACAAGAAGCUGCACAGCGGCGAGAAGAACUACAAGUGCACCAUCUGCGGACUGGCAUUUGCCAAGGCCGUCUACCUUAAGAACCAUGCGCGCAUACACACUGGCGAAAAGCCCUACAAAUGUCAAACUUGUGGAAUGCAGUUCUCGCAAUCGCCGCAUCUGAAGAAUCACGAGCGCACGCACAGCGGCGAACGUCCGUAUGUGUGCGGGGUGUGCGACAAGGGAUUUGCGCGUCAUGCCACGCUGUGGAAUCAUCGUCGCAUACACACCGGCGAGAAGCCGUACAAGUGCGAAAUAUGCGGCUCGGCCUUUUCGCAGGCGGCACAUCUGAAGAACCAUGCCAAGGUGCACUCCGGCGAGAAGCCGUACAAAUGUGAAAUAUGUUCGGCAGCGUUUGCCGAUCGUUUCGCGUUGAAACGCCACCGGGGCAUACAUCAGAAAUAUGGACAAACGGCGCCCAGGCAGCCGGCUGGUGAUGGCAUGGUCGUGCACAAGCAGGAGCUGCCAGACAUGGAUGACGAUGCGCAACAGGAGGUGAUCAUCGGCGGCUUAUAGAU
This is a messenger RNA of Drosophila grimshawi, 2010 nucleotides long. RefSeq names its product zinc finger protein 492 (gene Clamp). Gene Ontology annotation, biological process: regulation of transcription by RNA polymerase II. The record is from RefSeq and is a predicted model, not a curated record. The transcript is spliced from 7 exons. NCBI's taxonomy places the organism in Eukaryota, Metazoa, Arthropoda, Insecta, Diptera, Drosophilidae. Bases 272 to 2008 code for a protein of 578 amino acids. Gene Ontology annotation, molecular function: DNA-binding transcription factor activity; RNA polymerase II cis-regulatory region sequence-specific DNA binding.